Molecule: messenger RNA, 5163 nt
Organism: Heterocephalus glaber (naked mole-rat)
Lineage: Eukaryota; Metazoa; Chordata; Mammalia; Rodentia; Bathyergidae
Source: RefSeq, a predicted model, not a curated record
GCCAUGGUAACCAGCAGCCACAGAAGAUGGAUUAUGACCUACCUCACCAUUAGCCACAGCGACUUGAGUGCUAAAGACUCUCUCACAUCUCCUGUUUAUGCUCCAGGAGUUGGCAGUGAAUUUUCUCCCCAAUAUCUUCCAUUUUUUCCCCUUUGGAAGCUUCUGGUGUUGACGGAGACUCUCAUAUUGGUUCUUCAAUCCCAUGGUGUCCUCAUCCCCUAGCGGCGACCCCUCUGACACAGAGGACUGCAAUUCUGAAACCAAAUGCAUGCUGAGCCUCUCUGGGGGCUGUCUCCCCAGUGAAGAGCCCUCGUCCUGUGAGGACAUCAUCCUUCCUGAAGACAUGACUCCCAGUGUGUGUUCUUCAGGUGACCUCAUCUCUGCUAUUCAAGGCAGGUGGGGGCCUGAAGGGAACAAGAGAUGGCCCAACCUAUGAAAGCUACUUCAGGAUGACCCACAGCAGAUCUACAACCUAGGUAUCACUGUGCCCUGGGCUGACGACAAUGGCUUUGAAGAAUCAACUGCUCAUGAAAAUCUACAUAGAGGCAAAGAUGAAACAAAAUGUACUGAAGGAAAACUGGAUGGUCUUGUGAAACUGCUGAAGACAUUUCAGGGCUUUUACAUGGAUGAUGAAGAAAUCCAAAAGGAAGACAGUGAAAAUCCCCAAAAAACUCGGAGGAAGAAGAAAGAUGAGGACCGGGAUUGCCUCAAACUUACUCUGGCCGAAGACCUCAGGCUGAGCAGCUGUUCCCCUGCCCAGCUCACUCAUCAGGGACAUGAGGCAUGUCUAGACUCGCCCAUGUGCAAACCAUCAGGAAACACAGAUGUCAUCCCAGUCCCAGAGCUGCCUGUGACACUGAAGGGACAGGAACGUGCCGAGGUGAGCAGAGCUGCCUCCCAGAGAGCAAGGGCCAGGCCCAGUGGGGAGCAGACGGCAGUCGAGGGGAGCAGCAGCCACAAGUCAGGGAUCACAGAGCCCUCCACCUCCUCAGCACACCCGGAGGAUGACGCCCCCAGACCACAGAGAACCUCCUGUCUGCUCGUGGGGCAGGCCUUCCACCGGCUGCUCGAGAGUCCUUUCCAAGAGAUGCAGAAGACAGGAUCCUGAGCAAGACACCAAGAGCCACCCUCAGCAGGCUCCAAAGAGAAGUCGAUGUCUUAGAGGCAAAUGGAUCCAGCCUGAAGGACCCCUUGAGCAGUUAGGACCACCCCACAUCCCCACAUUUUCCCACUACGUGCUAUCCCAUCAUCCCAAAUACACAUAGUUGAUAUUUCUCAAUAAAGCCCAUAUUCUUGUCCUCUGUGUCUGCCUCUUCCAGCAAGUCACCUUCACUCAGGCUCAGAGUAUGCAAGUGGCCCAGAGGACCUCAAUUCCCUCUCAGGAAAUGUUAGGCAGUGUGAAGCGUCCUAAACGGGAGGCAUUCUUUUUCCCUCUCCCCAUUCUCACUGCAUUUUACCCUAUGUUAUGGACGUGGAUCUAUCUUGUCAGACCUCACCUCCCACAUCCAGAAGAUACCACUGGACCCACCAGAUCCAACCAAGGCAGGAAGGUGUGGGCUGAGCUCAGAACCUGAGCACGAGCCAGUGGGGCGGGUCCCUCAGGAGCCUUCAGUUCCUCGGGUUCCCAAAGCCAGACACCAACACUGCUCCUCCUGUUCCCGCAGGACCAUGCUGGCUCUAGGAUGCAGCUUUGUCACCUGUUCCAGCAUGCUGGUGGGUAUGAGUGUGUUGGUUGUAAAAAGCAGUCCAUUUGGGAGGAAUGUGAAGGCUGGGAAUCACCUCACCACUCUAGCCUCACUUUCCUGAUUCUCAAGAUGGGAGAGAUGGGAGAGUUAGUAAUGCACACUGCACAGGCUACUGGAAGAACUCAUGAGAUAAUGUACCCACUUGUGAAUAGCAGUGUUGGCACCAUUCGUCAUUAUCCUAAAGAUCUGCCCAGGGACUUGACUCAAAGGCCAUGGAACAGAGAGAAUUUGUGUCAGCCUCACAGAAUUAUUUCCCACACUGAAGCAAUCUAUGGUUACCAAAAGCUAAGGAUUUGAGCAGAUCUUGAUUUAAGCAGGUCCCAUCUCACUUCACUGCCCUCUACUUUCUGAAACUCAUCCACAAACUGUCACUACAAUUGUCUCUAGAGGCCAGCUUCUUUGAGGAAGGCUGUACUUCCUCUCUGGCUCUGACUCUCACUGUCACUGGUCUCAGCUCCCUCCCAGGGCCCUGAUCAUAGUCACCCACAGGGUCCCCAACAGUACCCACCCUCCAACUUCACCACCAGCCUUUGUCCUGCAGUUUUCUUGGACAAGCAAGAGUCUUCACUUCAAAUGUGUUCCUCUGCUCCAUUUCCAUGUCCUUCCCCUUCCUUCCUCCCUGUCCUCCUCCUACCACAAAUAUUUAGCACAUAGGAGCAGCAGAGUCUGCUCCAGUUUAGCCAAGAGGAGAAAGAGGAUGGAGGUGCUGGCUCAGGUGACUUCUUUAAGAGAUAAAGCCAUGGGGGCCGGGAAUUUAGCUCAGUGGUGCUGCCACUUGCCGCUGAAGCUCAAGGUCCCUAGUUUAAUCCCUGGUACCAAAAAAAAAAAAAAAAAAGAGAGAGAGAUAAGCCACAGAAACUCAUGCUUAAUAGAACCGAGGACUUGGGAUGGCAAACAGUUUUUCCUUUGUUCUAAAUGAUUAGAUUUUUAAAACUAGUAAAACAUAUGAACAGGUUCCAAAGGGAUUGUGAAAGUCAAAUAUUACUGUUAAAAUUCUUUUUUGGGGGGGGUACCAGGGAUUGAACUUGGGACCUUGUGCUUUCGAGGCAGGCAGGGGCACCACUGAAUAAAAUCCCAUGCCCUACUGUUAAAAUUCUUGUAUGUGUGACUGAACUGCUCAUAAUUAAAAGGGCUCUUUAAAGGGUUUUCUAAAAAGAAAACACAAUGAUAUGGAAGGAAAAAUAUGUCUAAUGUAAUGAGAUUUUUCUUAAAACAAUUAUAUUUACAAAACUGACAAAUGAACAAGGAUUUCGUGUUAUAUUGAGAUUAUUUCUUGUGUUUCAGUGUUAGACUUUUGACUAGUUAAGGGAUUGUGCCUUAAUAGAGGCAGUUUUUUUUGUUUUGUUUUUUUUGGUACUGGGGAUCAAACUGGGGUCAUUGAGCUUGCACAGCAGGCAGUGAAAUCACUGAGCUAAAUCCCCCGGCCCAACAGAGGCAGUGUUUAAGUUUCAGUUAACUGUAAAGUCUUUUUAUCCUGAGUUUCAGUUUACACCCUGGCUCGAUGAACCACUUUUAUGUUAGGUUAUAAUAGCAUAUUUAAUAGCCUAUGCAUUUGGGACUGGAGAUGCAUGUCCAUCUAGGAGUAAAUGUGCUGUGAGCCUGCCAUUGGUUUAGAUACUGACAAGUGCAUAGACUUCAAAGCACACGUGGUUAAUAUAUGCAUAACAAGCAAUACAUGUUCAUUCAAUGCAACAUGCACUGUGUCUGGACCAUAAUCAUAUAAAAUGGUUGACAUAACUUUAUGCAUUUUUAUUCAGUACAUUAAAUAGAAACCAUUUAACAACAAAUUCAUUUGCUAAAUCCUGCUACUUAAAACAUGGUCUGCACCUUGCCCUCGAAAACAGAAGCUAUGUCACUAUGUUCAGACUUCUGUGUAGCUGUGGCACUAGUUACUGCUGGCUUCUUUGUACAUGAAGUGUGUUUAUGUUCCACAAAAACACAGUUCUUGUAGAAUACAGUUAGGUAAACUCCUUGCCAUACUGGUGUAUUACAAGCCAAGACUAUUGUAGCAAUAGCCUUUUUUGGCCUAUGUCAUUCUUUGUGGUAAAAUGAAGUUUUAAGCAUAUUUGGGAGAGAGAACAAGGAGAGUCUAAUGGUCCUGGUAUAAUAAUGUCAAUCGUAACUGUUAUGCUAGAAAUGCUGAGUACAAGGAAAGUAACCAAGUGUCUUGUCAACUGCUCCACUUUCCUCACAGUUCUGACCACAGCUACUGUAAAUCUUUUGUUGCCCACAGCUGUGAUUCUUCUUUAACGCAUUGCACCCAGUGAUAAAAAGGAUUCUAACAUGUACUCUCAGAUACAGUUUUCGCACAAAAGGAGGCCUGUUAAGUAUGCUUCUUGUCUCAGAAUUAUUAUACUAACUUGACUGCUUUUGUUCAUUAGUUUUCAUAUGUUCAUAGGUUUUCAAUUUACAUAACAAAUAACUAACUCUGAAAAAGCACAAACCUCCUGACAGUAAAAUCAAGGGUGUUUUCCACACCAAGUAAUUCCUACUGUCCAACAGCAGCUGGGAAUUCUAUAGUUUAACACAAUCCUGACACCCUCCUCUGUUUCCAAUACAGUGGACCCUUGAGUUAUGACCAGCAUGACAUACAAACAACUUGGGUUACAGCCAGAAUUUUAGUUUUAACUUACAAUCAAAGUCUUGAGUUACGACCAGAAUGCCGGCCACUUGUGCUUGGUCUCACAUACAGAUUUAACCGUUAAAGAGUUCUGGAAGGAACAUUACAACAUCCUUUCCCAUGUGGGGAUAAGUGAGAAAUCCUGGGUCAAUGUCUCUCUAAGGACACUGAGAUCUGCCUGGAAGAAAGUGUGGCCUAAAAUUAUAUAGGAGAAAGAUUUUGAAGGCAAUUUACCAACUUGAGUUACAGCCAGCCCCCAGGAACAAAUUGAGUUUGGAAUUCAAGGGUCCACCAUAUUAUGAUGAUCCUCACUUCUAACCAAGAUGACUGCAAGAGACAGCCAACUACCCAUAGCAUUUCCAGAAACCUACUCAGAUGAAGAAGCACUUCUUUUUUAUUCUGAAAAAAAGAUGCAAAUUCUAUCUUGCAAGAUAGAACAAUUAUAUUGCAAAAAAGCUUAAAAACUCACUAAGUCAUGCAAGAGUAGUCCUGAAAAAUGCAGUUAGGCUACAAAAAACUAUGUAUUGCACAGGCUGAUAGCAGAGUCCCUGGUUAAUUUAAUCUUAUGAUUAAUUCUGUUGUAAUAUUGUAUCAAAAAAGCUUGGGCCAGGGGUUUAGCUCAGUGGGACCACCUUGCCUUGCAAGUGCAAGGUUGAGUUUGAUCCCCAGUAAAAAAAAAAUUUUAUUGAUAAAUGUAAUCCCUACUUCUUUGACAUUGUCACACAUUUCCUGACAUAGUUUCCCCUCCAAAAUGAUACCAGCAGCUAAAGAGUCAUCCACCCAAUUUACUCAGUGAUA